AUGGAUUUUUACUCUUACUCAAAAAUUCGACUUUCAUUAUUUAUUUUAUCACUCAUCAACAUCAACGCUAAGCCAAUAACAAAUUCUCCCAUUCGUUUAAAUCCAACAAUUUUCCAACGUUUUACAAGUGACCUCCCUGAAAAUACACCUUUACUCAACAUUCAUUGUAAAUCUAAAGAUGAUGAUCUUGGAAUUCAAACACUUAAACCGGGUGAUCUAUAUCAUUUCAAAUUCCAUAUGAAUUUCUGGGGCACUACUCUUUUUUAUUGUUACUUUUCCUGGGGUUCAAAGCAUAAUAAUUUUGAUGUCUUUAAACAACAUGGUGGCAUUUGCUCAGAUCAUGGUGAGCUGCUCAAAGAUUACUAUUGCAAUUGGUUGAUGAAGGACUCUGGUAUUUUUUUAAAAAAAAAAGAAGGGUACAAAAUAAUGAAUCCCCUAACUAUACAUCAAGAAGUCACAAACCUACAAAAGAAAGGUUUUCUCAAUCAAGUUCAAGACAUAAUUGACAAUUUUUUCUACUCACAACACUAACAACAUAUAAAAAUACUAUAUGCAAUCUUACUUUACAUUUCUAUAUGAGGUUGCUUUCAUAGGCUAAACUUAAAUAUGCAAGACCUUUUGGUCACACGAGGGAAAUUAUGGGGUCGUUUGGGUGUGAACAAGUUAUUUCAAGAUCAAUUAUCUCGGGAUCAUAUGCGAUAACUUAUCUCAAUCACUUAUCAUGCCUAUCAUGAAGUUGAACUAGUUUGACUAGUUAGUUACUUCCACUUCUUGAAUUUGCCUCCAUGAUUCUUGCCAAAUUUGCCUUGUUUGUAUUUGCCUUUCCCCUUUCCUUGCUUAAACUUUCCAUGCCCCUUGUCAUGCUUUCCAUGAUCAUUAUGUCCAUAAUGAGUGGUACCCGGUGCAGGGUAAUGACCUCCGCCGUGUCCCAUAUGAUGAGCACCAUACGCGGCUGCUCCAGCAACUGCUACUCCCGCCAUCAUUCCAUGUG
Messenger RNA from Solanum tuberosum (potato), 991 nucleotides. RefSeq lists its product as uncharacterized. The record is from RefSeq and is a predicted model, not a curated record. The transcript is spliced from 2 exons. The coding region runs from base 1 to 531 and encodes 176 amino acids. NCBI's taxonomy places the organism in Eukaryota, Viridiplantae, Streptophyta, Magnoliopsida, Solanales, Solanaceae.